AUGGGAUUCAUGCCCCUCAGCGGCCGCAACGACCCCUCAGACUCUAUAGGAGAGGGCGACAUCCCACUCAGACCAGUUCAGACGGCAGGCUCUACCGGCGCUAGAAGGCAGAACCAAACCCUCGACGACAUGGACCUCGAGCAGACUUCCUCCGCCGAGGAGAAGAAGACCGGCCUCUUUCAUCGCAAGUCGAAGAACGAGGGCCCAGAGGGGGGCAGGAAGGGCACCUAUGGCGAGGAAGGCGGCCUGAACGCCAUGGGUCGCAUAUACAACAAGAUCAUCGGUUUCUCCGUCAUCACCCGCUAUCUGGUCUAUAUCGCACCUGUUGCCCUCGUCUUAGCUGUACCCCUCAUCGUGAUCCCAAUCACUGGCCACUACGAGGACACACGCGUCGGCGGCUCUCGGGAAACCAAUGCUCCUCGGCUCUUCGAUCUCUUUCUGUGGAUUGAGAUUUCCUGGCUUGCUCUCUGGGGUGGCAAGAUCGUCGCGCACUUCCUUCCUCCCAUCUUCAUGUUCUUCUGUGGCGUGGUUUCUUCGGGCACACGGAAAUAUGCCACUGUUCUGAAGAAUUUGGAGAUCCCAUUCUCCCUCUUGCUUUGGGCACUCUGCUCAUGGCUCGUGUUCAGGUUCAAGUUCCAGAUCAACAAUGGCGACGACCUUCAGUGGGUCUACGUCAUGGCACGGAUCUUGGGCUCGCUCUUCGUGUCGUCCUGCGUCCUUCUCGGUGAGAAGGCCAUCAUACAGCUUAUCAGCAUCACAUACCACCAGCGCUCCUUCGCCAACAGGAUUAAGGACUCGAAGCGCGAGGUCUUCCUUCUCGGCCUGAUGUAUGACGCUUCCCGGACGCUCUUUCCCAUGUGGUGCCCCGAAUUCUCUGAAGAGGACUACAUCAUCAACGAUAGUAUCGAGAUGAUGAUCUCGGGUGGCAAGAAGCGCCGGGCUCGCGGCCACAAGAAGUCUGGAUCCGUCACGCCUAUGCACUUUAUCGGUGGGGCUGCUGGAGGAAUUGGUCGGGUAGGCGACAAGAUAACAUCUGUGUUUGGAAAUCUCGCCUCCGAGAUCACCGGCAAGCAGGUCUUCAACCCCAAUUCCGCCCACUCAAUCGUCGUCGAGGCCUUGGAGAAGGUCCCAACCUCUGAGGCUCUGGCACGUCGUAUCUGGAUGUCCUUUGUGGUAGAGGGCAACGAUUCCCUCUAUGCGGAAGACAUCAUCGAGGUUCUCGGCCCAGGGCACAGGGAGGAUGCCGAGGAAUGCUUCGAGGCCGUCGAUGCGGACAUGAACGGCGACAUCAGCCUUGAUGAGAUGGUGCGCAAGGUCGUUGAGAUCGGCAAGGAGAGGAAGGCCAUCUCAAACAGCAUGAAGGACAUUGGUCAGGCGCUUCGCGUGCUCGACUCAGUCCUGCUGUUUAUUGUGAUCCUGAUCGUGGUUUUUGUGUUCCUUUCCUUUUUCAAUUCCUCGUUUGUGACCACACUGGCCAGCGCAGGCACAGCCCUCCUUUCGCUCUCCUUCGCCUUCUCCGUCACGUGCCAGGAAUUUCUCGGUUCUUGCAUUUUUCUCUUCAUCAAGCAUCCCUAUGAUGUGGGCGACAGGAUUGAUGUCAGCGGCGAGCAAAUGGUUGUCGAGAAGAUCUCACUGCUCUACACCGUGCUUACUCGCAUUGACAAGAUGCAGGUUGUACAGAUACCGAACAUUGUUCUCAACAAUCUUUGGAUCGAAAAUGUCACGCGCAGCAAAGCCAUGAAGGAAGUUAUCGACGUGAACAUCUCCUUCGACACAUCGUUUGAAGAUGUUGAGCUCCUCCGCGUGGAGAUGGAAAAAUUCGUGCGACAUGCCGACAAUUCACGAGACUUCCAGCCAGAUCUCGCUAUCGGCGUGGGCAGUGUGGGAGACCUCGACAAGCUCACGCUCAAGCUGGCAAUCAAGCACAAGUCCAACUGGCACAACGACGCUGUCCGCGCAACCAGGAGAUCCAAGUUCAUCUGCGCCCUCGCCCUCGCUCUCAAGAAGGUUCCUAUCUAUGGUCCAGUUGGAGGCGCAGAGCCAUUGGGCGGGCCAACCAACCCUGCCUAUUCGGUUGCCGUGGACGACGACUUUGCCGCCAAGGCUCGUACGAAGGCUGAGGACGCCGCUGAUGCCCUGCGAAUUAUGCCCCUCAAGCCCAAGCGGGGCGCCUCGACAAAGGUUCAGCACAUGAGCGAGAAGCAGGCGGUCGCAGAGCUAAACACGCGCCCGCCGCUGGAGGGCCUCGACUCCAACUACGGCGCCAAUCGUGACGCGGUGGAUGAGCGCACCGAGUCGGCGACGCUGAACUCUAGGGAUGCUUCGGCGGAGCGGAAUCGAUCCGACAACCUUGAGCAGCUACGCCAGGACCUUGUCAAGCGGGAAAACACGCGCGGCCGCAGGAAGGCGGGUGAAGGCGUCCCUGGCGCGCCGCUCAGCUCGAUGAGCCCUGGUUUGACAGUAACGCAGUACGACAACGACGGUAAUGUUAUAGUGGGUGGUCAUCGGCAGAUGUCAUAUGAUGUCGUUCCGGGCCAGGGAGGUAUGGGCAGCCCCUACGGCGGGAUUGGAGUUGCCAGCUCGCCAGGCUACGGAGCGGUCCCCAGUGUCUCGCCGGGCAUAGCUGCCGCGGCGGCUCAGAGCUAUUCCCUCUACCCUACGAGCACAUACUCACCACCCGGGCCGGGUCAGGACCCUAGUGAGCAGAUGACGCUACCCGGACAGGCCAUGACUACCCAAGCAGGCCCUUCAAUCCCAGAAGGGCGGGUCCUUGCCUCUCCGCAGGCACACGGUGCCCGCCAAAGGGGUGCCAGUGUGUCCCAGGCUCUCGAGGAGCGGCAGAGAGAGGAGCAGGCGCGAAGGCAGCAGGGCCAGGGUGGCCAGGGACGGCAAUAUACAAAGUAG
This is a messenger RNA of Diaporthe citri, 2904 nucleotides long. RefSeq lists its product as uncharacterized. Gene Ontology annotation, biological process: intracellular calcium ion homeostasis; calcium ion transmembrane transport. The coding region runs from base 1 to 2904 and encodes 967 amino acids. Gene Ontology annotation, cellular component: membrane. The transcript is spliced from 4 exons. Gene Ontology annotation, molecular function: calcium channel activity; calcium ion binding. The record is from RefSeq and is a predicted model, not a curated record. NCBI's taxonomy places the organism in Eukaryota, Fungi, Ascomycota, Sordariomycetes, Diaporthales, Diaporthaceae.